Molecule: messenger RNA, 2465 nt
Organism: Chlamydomonas reinhardtii
Lineage: Eukaryota; Viridiplantae; Chlorophyta; Chlorophyceae; Chlamydomonadales; Chlamydomonadaceae
Exons: 5
Coding region: 394-1290 (298 amino acids)
Source: RefSeq, a predicted model, not a curated record
AUGGCGCAACCGCGCAAGUGCGCAACGGGCGAUAAUGCUUGGAUCUAGGAGCACGCUGGAUCCAACUGGGACCCAAAAUCGGCCGGCGGGCUACUUUGGUCUCAGAAGGACAGUAAGCAGCAUUCAAGUUAUCGUCCUGCAUUAAGGACCACCUCCCAAGGACUCGCACUUAUUUUCGGAGUUUGAUUUCAGACUUUUUCGCCAGUUGCGCAAACAUCGUUGCUAGUGUGUCUGCCACAUGCUUUAUUGAGCUUACUCAUCACACUCGCACCAGGGUGGACAAACUCGGCAGGAUUGAAGCUCGUCGUCAGACCCGGACAGCCCCGCGCGAGAGCCACUUCUCUGGACCUAGAGCUGAUUGAGACCAGUGCGUAAAUGUAUUUCGCUGCACCAAUGGGCUUUGUCCCACCUCCGCCUCCACCGCCACCCCGGCGAGGCAAGGAGAACGCUGUUGGCGCGGAAGCAGCCGGAGGGGGCCCUGGAAGCACGCGGGAGAACCAGCGACCUGACCAGCGGCGAGCAGUCUCGGCCCGUAGCAGCGGAGUCUUCAUGCCCAGCCUACGCGCGCCCACGGCUGUAAUCGAUGAAAUGAUAAAGGUGUCCCAUGAGCACGUAAGGCGAGGCCUGGAGCACGAUUGCGAAGGCCAGGCACAGCCCACUGCGCGGGGCCUGAGUGCUGAGCUGACGCGCACCCGCCGUGAGCGGGACCUGGCCUGGAGCCACGUCAGCGAGCUGCAGGAGCAGAACCACGUGCUGCGGCAGCGUGCCCGGGAGCUGGAGGAGCACAACAAGGCGCUGGUGGGCCAGCUGACCAAGCUCAAGCAGGAGCAACAGCAACAACAACAGCAGCAGCAGCAACAGCAGGAUGCGGCGGCCGCCACAGUGGCGGUCGUUGCGGCUGUGGCCGCAGCCACCGUAGCUGCCGGCGCGGCCGCGGCAUCGUCCCCGGUUGCGGCUCCUGCGGCCGUGGCCUCUGGCUACUCACCGGCGGCGCAUGACGUUGCCAACCUUUACAGGCUGGCACCGCAGGAGUCGACGCCGUCAGGCCGCCUGCACAACGUCGGCACUGCCGGCGCUCCAAGUGCUACAGCCUCGCCGUUCGCGGAGCGGCCGCCGCUGGCCGCGCGGUCGCUGAACCCACAGCUGAACCUUGUGCAGCAGCUGCAAAAGCAGCAGCUACUGCAGCAUGCACAUCAGCAGAUGCAGCCGGUCGCGGGCUUGUCGGGACUGGGCGAGUACCGAGCCAUUCCCAAGUUGCCGCACAUGGCUGGCUACGGUGCGAUUUGGUGAGGACGAUGCUAACAUCACACGUGAGAUGUCUGAUAGCUGCUGCUGCAACAUGUUUUGCUAGGUGGAACCCUGAGACCUGUAUUUCACAGCUCGGGUGUCAAGGCGGUCAGCGACGCCAGAAGUCGCCAGAUUACGGCGUUAGGGUGUCCCCUGCAUGCUUCUGCAGCACGAACACAUGUAGUACACGUCAGGAGCAAACAUAAUAAUGACAUCUUGAGACAAGAAACAGUGGACUGAGUCAUGCUAAGCCGCCGGAGGCAUAAAUGUGAGAGCAAGGAGGAUACGGCUCCUUGCCUCAUGCGUGUAUUGAGAGUACUGAGGGGCGUCUCAGACGGGGCUGGACUUAUUUUAAGGCGCCCGGAGUUGAAUGCAAGGCUAUGUGCACGUGUUUGUGUGCGUCCUAGUCACCGAAGUGGUGACCUUCGCCUCUUUCAUCACGGAGAGUGAGAUAGCUCCUCGGUUUUGCCUAGCUUUAAAUAGAUUGAUUGGGUUAUAGCGCACGCGGCGUGAGAGCGCGUUGUAGGGAGUGUGACCGCACGCGCUUCCACAGGGGCGGCAUUUCUCUCCACGUGCUUGUGGGUGCGGUUCGGAAACUCGAACUCAGGGGUGAUUUGUGAUAGGGGUGACUACUUGCAUAAUUGAAGUGCUUCCUGUAUUGUACGUAGUGGUGAGAAUUCAAUUUUGCCAAGAGUGGGACUCAAUGUAGAUUGGGUGUAGAUAGGGCGUGCUCAGAUGGGGCUAUACGGCACAGAUGACUCAAUUGAUAAGCGUUGUUCCCGCUAGCCAGCAGAGCGCUGGAUCUUCCUUUCCAAGUAGUACGCACACUAUUUCUGUCCCUUUGUAUUAGCAUUGCCACAAUAGUCUGUCCUGAUAAUUGGCAACCCUGUGCGACCCUGACUGCGGUUUGACCAUUCGGAUGCGGAUUGAUCCAGAAUUGGUGGCGCGGCUGCUGUGAUCGUUUAGCUGAACUGCACUGGGAAUUGUAUAGUCAAGUAGGUCGGAUGCAUCAGAGGUGCAUUGCUCGGAUGCAUCCGCAGCCACGGACAGGCCAUCAAGGCGCGGAAGUGCUAGUGCUCAAUCGUGUAUGCGGGCUCCGGGAACAGCAGUCCUGCGCAAGGCUGUUGUCGAAGGUGUUCGUCGGUGGGUUCCAUCUUCAGUUGUAACCGGGGCGGUCC